Pristis pectinata (smalltooth sawfish) is the source of this 5253-nucleotide messenger RNA. RefSeq names its product UDP-N-acetyl-alpha-D-galactosamine:polypeptide N-acetylgalactosaminyltransferase 12 (gene galnt12). NCBI's taxonomy places the organism in Eukaryota, Metazoa, Chordata, Chondrichthyes, Rhinopristiformes, Pristidae. The transcript is spliced from 10 exons. The coding region runs from base 181 to 1947 and encodes 588 amino acids. Gene Ontology annotation, cellular component: Golgi apparatus. The record is from RefSeq and is a predicted model, not a curated record.
GGCCGCAGUUCCGGGGUUGGUUGGCAGAGUUCGCGGCGGGACAUGCGAGCGUGGUCGUUGUGACCCGGGGGGGCGGAGGUGGAGGUGGCUCGGUGACCGCAGGCCUGCUGCACCCCGACCCACCCCCCCGCCCCGGCGUGUGGCUCCAGAGCUCGGGGUCGGUGGCCGCUGCAGAGGACGAUGGUGCUGGGCCGGCGGCGGCGCGCCAAGUCGUUCCUGCUGAUCUUCUUCGGAAUGAUCGUCGUGGGCUUCGUGAUCCUGAGCCGGAGCGGGCGGGAGGACGAGAAGGAGCGGGGAGCGGAGCGGCAAGUCCCCGCUGCGGCGGCGGCAGGAGGCGGCGGUGGCUACACCGACGCCGAGUACGAGCAGCUGAGGCGACCCGUUGACGAGAAGCCGCCGCUGGACGUGAACGCUUUGGGGGAGCUGGGCAAAGCGGUUCGCCUGGAGCUGCAGGGCGAAGAGAAGAAGAAGGAGGAUGAGGCGAUCAACAAACAUCAGAUCAACAUAUAUGUGAGCGACAGGAUCUCUCUGCGCCGCCGGCUGCCCGAGAGGUGGAACCCGCUAUGUAAAGAGAAGAAAUAUGAUUAUCGAAAUCUUCCAACCACUUCUGUGGUAAUUGCAUUUUAUAAUGAGGCCUGGUCAACGCUCCUGCGGACAGUUCACAGUGUCCUUGAUACUUCACCUGAUAUUCUAUUGAAGGAGGUUAUCCUAGUGGAUGAUUAUAGUGAGCGAGAGCACCUAAAGAAGCCUUUAGAAGAUUAUGUUGCUAAUCUUCGCAAAGUUCGAUUGAUACGUGCACGAAAAAGGGAAGGCUUGGUUCGUGCACGAUUGCUGGGUGCAUCUAUAACUACAGGUGAUGUCUUGACUUUCCUGGACUGCCACUGUGAGUGCCACGUGGGUUGGCUGGAACCAUUACUAGAGAGAAUCCAUGAAGAUGAAUCUGCUGUAGUAUGUCCUGUGAUUGAUGUCAUUGCAUGGAAUACCUUUGAAUUUCUGGGAAAUCCUGGAGAGCCUCAGAUUGGUGGGUUUGAUUGGAGGCUAGUUUUCACCUGGCACACAAUUCCUGAUCAUGAACGAAAACGAAGGCGAUCUCCGAUUGAUGUUAUCAGGUCUCCAACCAUGGCAGGUGGGCUGUUUGCUGUCAGUAAGAAAUACUUUGAGUAUCUGGGCACAUAUGAUACUGGGAUGGAGGUCUGGGGAGGAGAGAACCUGGAGUUCUCCUUCAGGAUUUGGCAGUGUGGGGGUUCCUUAGAAAUACAUCCCUGUUCUCACGUGGGCCAUGUUUUCCCUAAACAAGCCCCUUAUUCUAGGAGCAAAGCCCUGGCAAACAGUGUACGUGCUGCUGAAGUCUGGAUGGAUGAAUAUAAAAUUCUGUACUAUCACAGGAAUCCACAUGCUCGUUUGGAGCCAUAUGGUGAUGUGACAGAGAGAAGAAGACUGAGAGAGAAACUACAGUGUAAAAACUUCAAAUGGUUUUUGGAGAAUAUUUACCCUGAUAUACAUGUACCUGAAGACCGUCCAGGUUUCUUUGGAAUGCUAAAGAACAAGGGGAUGUUGAAGUACUGCUUUGAUUACAAUCCACCAAAUGAACACAAUGUUGCAGGAGAAAAAAUUGUUCUGUACCAGUGUCAUGGUAUGGGACAAAAUCAAUUUUUUGAAUUCACUUCACACAAUGAAAUCCGUUAUAAUACUCGGCAGCCUGAGGCCUGUAUUGCAGCAGAUGCUAGCAAUGAUUACCUGACGAUGUACCUUUGCCGAGAGAAUAACCAGCCUGUGCCUGAAAACCAGCAAUUCAUUUUUAAGGAGGAUGGUUCUAUCUACCACGUCCAGUCAAAGAAGUGUAUAGAAGCUGUAGCCAAUGCAUUCAGUAAAGGUCAUCCAGGGCCAUUACUGCGACCGUGUUCCGAUAUUGAUCAUCAGAAAUGGUUCUUUCAAGAAAGAAAAUGAUCUUUUUGUUUACGUCCAUUAGCAGCCAGAUGAACAGGAAUCCAUUGUCUUCAAUAGUUUCAGAAAGCAACUAUGACCAAAAAAUGUAACAGAUUUUUCUUGUGAAAAAUGGGAUCUUAAUUUUUUAACAUUGCCUUUAGAAUUUAGUGUGGGAUUUUAAUAUUUGUGUAAUAUUAUGGCAUAUUUGUACCAACUUUUUCAUUGAAGUCAAUUUAUCUUUAGUAAUAAUGCCUCAAAUUUAUAUAUAAAAAAACUUUAAAUUUUCAAAGGAUAAUUUUUAAGUGCGAACUUAUGCAAGUGGUAAGGAAUCUGACUGCAAGUGUUUGUGUUGAAUUUAAAUGAAGAACCUCUGGGGUUUAGACUCUCCUUUGUGAAAGGCUUUAAUGAAAUCAGGUUUGGAAAUGAAAUUUGGAUUUCAUAAAUGUUAUUACCAUUUGUGAUCUGUGAUAUCACAGUUACAAGAAAGGAUACAAAGUUGCCAUUCUAAUUCAUUUAGAGUAUGAGCAGAGAACUUUUCUUCACCAAGGAUAAGGUUAAGGAAAGAGUAAGAAAUUUAGGUGGUUUACUUAUAACACUGCAGUUUUGAUCUUAUCUUUGUUCGGUGUACUUUAGGGAAUAUCAUAUUUUUUUAUGUGAAUUUCAAAUUCUUUCUAUUCCAUAAUCUUACCUCUCUUGUACUUCCAGUGUGUUAUUAAAACUGACACUGAUUGCAAGCAAUCGGGUUUAAGCUAAAGAUGGGGCAUAUCUUGGAAGUUCUUGUAAGACUUAUUUAAAAGCAUGACUUGAAGUGUUUAAAAAUAUCUUGGAAAUAUACAUAGGGAAUACAAGUAGAGAAAAAUAUUUCCAAGUGGUGCUGAAUUUCUUUUAUUGCUGAAAUUUAACUGUGGGAAAAGGUUUGCCUUAUUACGCGAAUAAAAAAAAGUGAGGUCAUGCACUCAGUGUAUGGGACCAAAGUGAGCCCAAGAAACAUUUGAUCUGGUUUUGUAGGCUCAGUGAAAUUUGCAUUUAUAUUUUGUACUGUGCUUCAUGAUGAGAAUUUUUUUAGCGCAAGCAUCAGAGAUGGAUGAUCUCUUAGUAUUAGGACUGAAUAGAGGGGUAAAGUUGGCCAGGAUGUUGGGGAAAACUGCCAGCUGAACAGAGGUGAAGCUUUGAAUGCCUUUUCUGAAAAGUAGCCCUCAUGGUUGUACAGGAAUAUCAGUGUAGAUUUCAUGUUCAAUCCUAGGAUGAACUUGAAAUCUGACUCAAAGGCUGCUAUUGAAACAAGCCAGCCAUUGAAAUCUGCCAUUGAAACAAACCAGCACUAUUGCAUGCAUGAACUUGGCAUCUGUCCAGCUUUUUCAAUGUUUUUAACCUUUUUUAAAAUGAAGGAUCCCAAACUAAAUUAGGUUGGGACGCUGGUGUAGCUAGUACAGCUGCUGCCUCACAGCCCCAGUGACUGGGGUUCAAUCCUGACUUCCAGUCUUGUCUAUGUAGAGUUUGCACAUUCUCCCUGUGACUGCGUGGGUUUCUUUUGGGUUCUCCACUUUCCUCCCACAUCCCCAAACAUGUGCUGGUUGGUAGGUUAAUUUGCCACUGUAAAUUUCUUCUAGUAUAUAGAUGAGUGGUAGCAUUUGGUGUGGUUGAUGGGAACGAGGGGAGAAUAAAAUGGGUAAGUGUUGGAUUAGUAUAAUGGUGUUUACUGGUUGGCUUGGACUUGGUGGACUGAAGGUCCUGUUUCCAUGUUGUGUAUCUCUGUCUGAGUUAAAUUGGGGCAUGCAUAAUCAUUAUAAUUAAAUCUUGCUUUCCCAUAUUGCUGAAUUUCACUGCACCGAUUUGUCUUUGAUUUAGAAAUGACUAUGCAAAUGGGCAUUGGGGCAAAAUUUCAGCAGUGGACAAAUUUUACAUUUUUAAAUAAGUCUGUACGUAGUUGUGGGUAAUAAAUAUGAUUCCUCCUGAUGAGGUUAUCUUUUUGAAAUGCUUCAAAAGACUUUUGAACAUUGAGUUAAGGUUGAAAGUCAAGGUUCAUUUUGGGUGAAUUUGUUUAUAUUCCCUCUUGUACUGGCUCAUUCCUGCCAAUGUAGCUGUGAUAUCAUAUGUUGCAAUGAAAAGCAAGUGUACAAUUGUUCAUUUGAAUACAGAAGUCUUUUAUUUUGUUAUAAGAUUUGAAGGAGCUCUAUUUUUGCACUCUAAUUGCAAAAUGUGAUUUUUAGCAGCCUAGUAUUGAGGAUCACAAUGUAGAAAAUAUGGUCUAUUUUGUUUUUUUCAACCACAAAAAAGGCCAAAAAAGGUAUAUAAAUUUACAAAUGCUGCAUAUAUGCACACAUGGUCACUAAACUGUAGUAAUACAGCAGAACACAGAUGGCUGAAUGGCUUCCCUGAUCUAUAUAUUUGACAUACUAACUUUAUCCUGAAUGUGGGGGAAUAUAAUUUUAAGUUGUUUUUGAUAGAUCCAGACAACAAAUCACUGGAAUGACUAAAGGGCCUUUAACUUUAUAAAAAAAUGUAAUUAUCUCUUGGGCUUCCAUAAUGUGUAAUAUUUGACUAAAACUAUUUUUACAUUCCUUUUGAAGGAACAUCUUUUAAUCUGUUCAUGUUCCUGCAAUGUCUUGACUUUGUAAGCAUUUUUACGGGGUUUCUGAAGUUGAAGUGAUAGAUAUAUAUAAAUUCAGUUACUGCUGCCAAGCAGCCAUGUAGGCUUUGGAAUUGCAUCCGAUCCCAGUUGUUGAGAAAAAACAUACUUUGGAUAUGAACUCAAAGGAUUUCCUCUCAAAUAAUUGGUAUUAUUUUUGAUUACGAAAAGGUAGAUUAGAAAAUUAUUAGUUUAAAUUAUUGCAUCAUUGCUGUUCUCCAGCAUCUUACUUGAGUCUCAACAAAGUGAAUGCAUAGAAUGGUGGCUAAAUUGUAUAUCACCUAGUUGCCCACAAAUGCUUUGACAUCAAUGCAAUGAAAUAGGAUAUUUUUUGUUCUCCACUUGCUAGCUCGCUGGCGGGCUAACUAAUUGUUAAAUGCUGCUCAGAAGAAAAUCAUGUGACAUUAAUUUCUUCAAAAAAAGAUUUUUCAGUAACAUUUUGAGAAUAGUCACAACAGCAUUAUCUGCUUCGUGUUGGUGAGAUUUAAGAGAACACUCCUGAAUUAUCCAUCUUACAAUUUUUUUUCCAAUAAGGCGUUGCUUGCACUUUACAAAAUCCAAUGCUCCUGAAUCUGUUCUUGUGAUGCUUUUGAGUAUGUUGGUUGGACCUCUUUUAUGGAAAUUAUUGUAAUAAACUUGUAAAACACUGAAUUUUUCUUCAGCAAUAAAAUUGUUGCAGGGAAUUGUAUGAAACCUUC